This is a messenger RNA of Stylonychia lemnae, 4851 nucleotides long. Lineage: Eukaryota; Ciliophora; Spirotrichea; Sporadotrichida; Oxytrichidae. The record is from the annotation of a GenBank genome assembly.
AUGCUUAGUUCAGUUGUUUUACCAAUUCUUACUGUAAGCCAGCUUUAGUGUCCAGAUCCAACUUAAUACAGAGAUUUGAAUUCUUGGUCUUGUAGUAGCCAAUGCCCUGAUUUAACUCUUCCAGUAGAAUUAGUAAGGACAGACUUCACAAAUAGCUACUUUAGAUAUUGCAGAGGUAUUCUUUCCCGUUUGGAUAUCGAGCUUGGAACAAAGUCCAAUCCUUUCAGGAUGCUAGAUGAUCCAUUUAGGGAGGCAUUCAAUAAUUUUCCAGACUAAAACCCUAGUAUAAUUGUGAAUGUAAAAUCAGGAGCUGCAACAACCCUGCAUGGAAAAUAAAUGCCAUUAAUUUUAUUCAGCACUGAUAUUAUUAUAAGGCCAUACUCAGAGAAUUUGAAUGUAGAUUAAAGCACAAUUUACUCUAAUAUCAAUCUAUAUUAAAAUGGGUAUUCAAGAAAUUUUUCCUUAUUCAAUCCUACUAUUGAUCAGAGCAACCAAAUCAUAUCUUAUAAUUAUUAAAAAUGGAUUGAUAAAGGAAUAACUCAGUCUAAAAUGAUAUCUGAUGUAAAAUACAAGUUUUAUUCUUGGGAUUCAAGCAUGACUUUUCUUAAUAUAAUAUUUACAGAAAUUACAGGUGAAGUUAUCCAGUAAAAUGCUUUAAUAACUGGAGGAAAUACUCUCUUCAAAACAUUAACUAUAAGAAACUGCCAAUUUUUCUUAUAAAUGCCAAUGUUUUUCACUCAACAAGGCUGGCUGUAAACCAUUGAAAAUAAUUUCAUAAACAUCACUGCAUGGUAGUCACUAUCCACAACAAAUAUAGCAUCAACAGAUUGUUCUCACAAUAAUCCAAGCAUAGCAAAUAACUAAUAUUGGAACAACAAUACCUUUGUUGGUACAAAUAAACUCAGACAAUCAAUGAUUGCUUUUGGACAACAGCACAAUCUAAGAAAGACAGGCAAUACAGGGAUGAAUGUAACUUUUGAAGAUAAUUAUUUUGAUGGACUUGCUAAUAGACUAGAAAUGCCAUUAAUUUAGAUAAGAGGUGAUCACGUUACAAUUAGAAACAUCACGAUUAAAAAUGGGUAAAUUAUUUAUAUUCAAUUAUUUAGUGUACUCUCUAAUGCCAUUCAAAUGACAGGAAGUCUUGUAACUAGUGCAACGAAUUAUGCAUUGCUUUCACUAGAGUCAUCAAAUAAUAUGGAUAUUAAAGAUUUAAUCAUUAUGAGCUCUUCAUUAGGAUACAAUAUGGCUAUUGGGAUGACUUAGUCUAAUUACAACAACGGAAAUAAAGUUUCAAUUGAAUUUACAAAUAUCACCCUUAUUAAUAAUACUAUCUCAGGCACAUCGUCAAUGUUUUAUGUUGACUAGAUAAUCUAUAACAACUUGAUAAUAUCUCUAAAUGUUUGCAAGUUUAUAAACAAUACUCUUGAUAAAGGAUCAUAUUUCGCUUUAAAUAAUAAUGCCAAAGAGAUUAGCAUCAAUCAUUGUAUAAUUCACAAUAACAAAGGAUUUUUUGCAGAAAUGCAACCUGUUGAUGUACAAGAUGAAACUAAUUAAUAAAACUUAAUAGUUUAAAACACGUACUUUAAAAAUCACUAUGGAUUUACUCAAGGACUAUUUCAUGUUACAUCUAAUUGCUAGCUUUUGAUUAGAAAUGCAUCUUUCAAUAAUUGCUACAGCUUAGGUAGAGGUUCUAUAGUAUUUGCUGAGAAAAAAUAGUCAUCCACAAAGAUUUACGAUUCAAACUUUACUAAAAAUUAUGCCUACCAAGGUGGACUAUUUUUUUCUUAGCUAGAUACUAUUAUAGAAUCACACAACUGCUAAUUCAUCGAUAACUUUGGAGUUAUAGGAGGAGUAUUAUAUCUAUAAAAUGAUGGACAAGCUAAUUUUUAUAACUCAAUUUUAAGUAAUAAUUUGGCCCUAAAGUCUGGAUUGUUUCAAGUCUAUAACUCCCAAAAUCCACUUAUAGUCUCAGGAGGAUUAAUCUCUUAAAAUGGAAUUUAGUACUCUUAGAUGCUCAAUGAGAUUUAAAACUACCAAUUUAUAGAUACUUAAGCAUCUACCUUGAAAUUAAAAGCAAAUUAUCCAAUUAUAAGACAGCAAAGUUACUCAACCUCAGAAAUAAAUUAUUUAUCAGCCAGUAAUAUUAAAGGAUCCGUAUUCUCAACAAAGAACUCUGACUUAAUUAUAAGAAACUCAAUAAUCAAGGAUUUAAAUCACAAUAGUGAAUAAUAUUCUAUCAUAAAUAUCCAGAAUACAGACACUGUAAUAAACAAUUUGACCAUCUAGAAUAUAACCAGCGAGAAAACUCAAAAGAAUCCUAUAAUUCAAAUAAAAGAAAGUUCAUGUACUCUCACAUCACUCAACUCUAUCCAAUUCUCAGCUUAACUUCUAAAUUUGUAGAAUUCAGAGAUAGAGAUAAAUAAUUCUUUAUUCUAAGAUGGCCAUAAUGAUAUUAUAGAUGGAAUAACAAUAUAUUCCUAUUCUACCAAUUUAAAAAUAACAGAUUCUAUCUUUCAAAAUCUCUCUUCUUCAAUUGGAUCUGCUAUUUAUGAUACUCAUAUACUUGAAGCAGGAACUAUCAAAUCUCUCGAAAUAUAUAACAGCUAGUUAUUAAAUAAUUCAGCUGGAGAAAUGGGGGGCUCAAUAUUCGGAUAAGAUAUUGACUUUACAAUUCAUAAUUCAAUUAUUAAGGAUAAUAAAGCCAUGCUAAGUGGAGGAUUUUCUUAUCUAUCUUGCUCUUUAGAUAAUUCCAAAGGUUGCACAUACGAUAUUUAGAAAAAUGUGUUUACAAGAAAUCAAGCAUUGAAACGGGGAGGGUCCAUUUAUUAUGACCUAUAUUCACCAUUUAAUCUUGAAACAAAUCUUUUUGAGAAUAAUACAUCUCCAUAUGGUCCAAAUAUUGCUUCUUUCCCUUACAAUUUAAAAAUUAUAAAUUCUGAAUUGUUAUGGUCAAAGUCACUUGUAAGUGGUGGGAUUCUUGAGUAAGCAAUGCUAGUCGGUAUUUUUGAUCAAAAUAACCAAUUGAUUACAACGGACAAUGUCAGCACAUGUAGUGUAUAAACUGAAGAUUUAGCUUUAUAAAUAUCUGGAAAUACGAAAGUUUUAGCAAAGAAUGGUGUAUAUAACUUUACUUAAAUUCAAAUCCUUGCAAAACCAGAUUAUAAUUCAAAACUGAAAUUUACUUCAACUGCAAUCAACAAUGUCCUAUUGCAAACAAUAAAGCCUAAUAUUACCACUUUGGUGGAAUUGGAAAUGAAUGCGCAGUUGGUUAUUAGGGAAAACUAUGUUCGAUAUGUGCCACUGAAAUUGAAGAUAAAAUUUAUGCCAGAUCAGGAGCAACUGAAUGUUCAGAAUGCUUACCUCUAGGGUUCUCUUUUAAAAUCUGCCAAAAGAAAUAAACCACAAACAGUUCUGAUUAGAAUAUUGACUAACUAUUUUUAAGUUGUGAUGCUUGUUAAAGAUUUUGAUUUGCACUGGCCACCUCAAGUUCAAUAAGUUCUUAACUACUUCUCAUAUGUGAGUAGUUCUCAAGAGCGGCUAUUUUCAUUUGAUUGCAUGUACUACUAGUUAGGAUUGAAGAACCAAUCAAGUUUUUACAUUAAAGUUAUUAUGUUUGGCUUAAUGCCUAUAUUCUUCAGUUUGCUGGGUGCACUAUUCUGGGUUAUUGUCAGAUUUACUUGCAAAAGAGGCCCCAACAACUCAUUUGAUUUGAGCUAAAAUAUUUUAGUCACAUCAUUUGUUUUCAUUUUUAUUCUUUAUCCUCAGAUUACCUCAAUCAGUUUUGGGUUAUUCAAUUGCAUUAAUUAUGAAGAUGGAACUUCAUAUUUAAAGAGAGAUAUGACAAUACAAUGCUGGGAGGGAGAACAUCUAAAAAUGGCUUUAGCUAUCGGUUUGCCUUUUAUAUUCAUAUGGGCUAUUGGUUUCCCAGCUAUUGUGCUUUGGAGACUAAAUAAAGCCAAAAAUUAUCUCGGAAAAGAAUUUAAUCUUCAAAGAUAUGGACUAUUUUAUGUAGGACUAAAUGAUGAGUCAUUUUAUUGGGAACUAGUCAUCGUAAAUUUGAGAAAGCUUAUCUUUAUCAUUUGUGGUUCUAUUCUUUCAACUUAUAAGCAAGAGUACAAAGCAUUGAUUGGAGUAGCUGUCGCAACUUUAUUCGGAGGAUUGUUUUUCUUGGAGUAGGAUGUUUAAAAUAAUGAGAAUUUCUUAACUGGACUAUUCUUAGCGAUUUUAUUUUACAACACUUUCUUUGUAGCGACAUGGGCAUAUAAAUUCUCUACAGUAUUAAUAAGACUUCACUAGAGAACUAUCAAAAAAAUCCAUUGCUUGAAAUUCUUAUAAGUUGAAAGCUAUGAAAACAAUCUUUUGUAAGAAUCUGAAAAGCUAAGGUCUAAAAAGAGCUCAUAUUUAAAGGCUAAGGAUACCAAUACAUCAAACUUAGGUCUGAUAGAGAGUUAUUCUCUUGGCAAGUAUAUUGAUGAAAAGACUAAAAUCGAGAAGAACACUGCGAAUCACCUUUAGGAGUCAAGCAUAUCACAACAUACUUAGAAUAAAAAGACUGCUAAUGAUGUUACUCCAGUAACUAAUCCUCAACAAACAAUAGUAAGUAUGGCUGGAAUUAUAAACAGCUAGGUUUUUUAACCUAAUAGUUAAAGAUCCAGUGAUUAAUCAACUAGAAGAUAACUUAUUAAGAAUGAGACCCCUUUUGAAUAAUUAGGAAAUAAUAUGAAAAAACCUAAUUUUAACAAUGAAGAUUAUAUUGCUGUUGGUACAAGCUAAGAUUUAUCUAACAUUUCAGAGGAGAGAAAAAAUAAGAGAAAAUCUAAAUAAAAAAGAAAACCUCCUAAGGAAAUUUGA